Messenger RNA from Falco peregrinus (peregrine falcon), 5240 nucleotides. It is a transcript of the gene RBL2, whose product is annotated as RB transcriptional corepressor like 2. Gene Ontology annotation, molecular function: RNA polymerase II transcription regulatory region sequence-specific DNA binding. Lineage: Eukaryota; Metazoa; Chordata; Aves; Falconiformes; Falconidae. Gene Ontology annotation, biological process: cell differentiation; negative regulation of G1/S transition of mitotic cell cycle; regulation of transcription by RNA polymerase II. The transcript has 23 exons. Gene Ontology annotation, cellular component: nucleus; transcription regulator complex; chromatin. The coding region runs from base 809 to 3844 and encodes 1011 amino acids. The record is from RefSeq and is a predicted model, not a curated record.
CUGAGGGUGGCGGCCCGCCUUCGGCCCCCGGGGGCUGUUCGGGGCGUUGCGGGGCUCCCCUUGCCGCAGCCGGGCCGUUGGCACACCGGGAGCGGUUAGCCCUGCCGUGCCCGGGCCGUGUGCUCGGCCCGAGGGAGCUGUUCUGCCUGCGGGCACCUCUGUCACGCUGCCUCACCGUCGGGAAGGGGCUGGGAAGCUCAGAAAUAAAACUUUCCUUUUGCUAAAAGCCUCUGCUCGUCUGGCCCUGUGACACCGCAUAGCCCGAGAAACCCACGGCGUCGAAUUCAGCCUUCUGUGCCCCGGUUUUUUAACUGUCUUUUUCCCAUUAAAACAUAUGGGUUUUUAAACCGAAGACGGAGAGUAUGAUUCAAAAGGUUUUCGUUGGAAUUAAUUUCUCUCUUUAAGUACCAGACCGAGGAAUGGUGGUGGUGUGCAAUACAGAGAAAAACGGAAACUACGUUUUUCCGUUCCCGCUGCCUGUUCACGGCAGAAAAAUGUUCUGACAGCAAGGAACUGGAGCUUUUAAUAAUAUUUUUUUGAAGGCCAAGGCAGUACAAAACGUUAUAGAAGAGCAGCAGUUCAAACCUUAUUACUGGAGAAGAGCAACACCGAAAAUAUAUUGUUAAACUUUGGGUCAAGUGUGAAAUUGACGAAGGGAAAUGAUCUGCACUGGCUAGCGUGUGCCUUGUACGUGGCUUGCAGAAAAGCAGUUCCAACUGUGAGCAGAGGGACAGCUGAGGGAAAUUACGUAUCUUUAACCAGAAUUUUGCGCUGUUCAGAACAAAGUUUGAUCGAGUUUUUUAACAAGAUGAAAAAGUGGGAAGACAUGGCAAAUCUACCGUCCCAAUUCAGAGAACGAACUGAGAGAUUAGAGAGAAACUUUACAGUUUCCGCAGUAAUUUUUAAGAAGUACGAGCCCAUAUUUCAGGACAUUUUCAGAUAUCCUCAAGAAGAUCAACCUCGUCAACAGAGAGGAAGGAAACAGAGGCGACAACCGUGUACUGUGACUGAAGUUUUCCAGUUUUGCUGGGUGCUGUUUGUUCAUGCAAAAGGUAAUUUUCCUAUGAUCAGUGAUGACUUGGUCAAUUCCUACCACCUCUUGUUAUGUGCUUUGGAUCUAGUGUAUGGAAAUGCUCUCCAGUGUCCUAACCGUAAAGAACUUCUGAACCCUAAUUUUAAAGGUUUACCCGAAGACUUUCAUAGUAAGGAUUAUAAAGUAUCCUCUGAUCCUCCCUGCAUCAUUGAAACACUGUGUUCAUUACAUUAUGGAUUAGUUUUAGAAGCAAAAGGCAUAAAGGAACAUUUUUGGAAGCCAUAUAUUCGGAAACUUUUUGACAAAAAGCUUUUAAAAGGAAAAGAUGAAAAUCUGACUGGAUUUCUAGACCCUGGGAACUUUGGAGAUAGUUUCAAAGCCAUCAACAAGGCCUACGAGGAGUAUGUGUUGUCGGUAGGAAAUCUGGAUGAGCGAAUAUUUCUCGGGGAGGAUGCAGAUGAAGAAAUUGGAACGCUCACGAGGUGCUUAAACACAACUUCAGGAAUGGAAACAGCUGAAAGAGUACAGGUGAAGCAUAAUUUGCAGCAGCACUUUGACAGGUCCAAAUCACUUAGGAUUACAACCCCACUGACUGGCCGCAAGUAUAUUAAAGAGAGCAACCCAUAUGUGACACCUGUUUCCAUAGCAACGUACAGUUUGAGCCGCCUUCAUACGAUGCUGGCAGGACUGAAAAAUGCCCCCAGUGAAAACCUGGAGCAAAUACUCAGGGCAUGUUCCAGGGAUCCUUCUCAAUCUAUUGCAAAUAGAGUAAAAGAAAUGCAUGAAGUGUACUGCCAGAGCGUGCAGUCUGAAGGAGAAUUCAGUAAUUUUUCCAAAGAUGUUGCCAGUAAGCAUUUUCGUCGUGCUGAGGUGCUGUACUACAAGGUCUUGGAGUCAGUCAUUGAGCAGGAGAGGAGGAGACUGGGAGAUGCUGACUUAUCUGCAAUCCUGGAGCAAGACGUGUUUCACAGAUCUCUGCUGGCAUGCUGCCUCGAGAUAAUUACCUUUACAUAUAAACCACCUGGAAACUUCCCAUUCAUCACUGAAAUAUUUGACAUUCCAGUUUAUCAUUUUUAUAAGGUAAUUGAGGUUUUCAUUAGAGCAGAGGACGGCCUUUGUCGGGAAGUGGUAAAGCACCUUAAUCAUAUCGAAGAGCAGAUCUUAGAAAGUAUGGCAUGGAAACAGGAAUCCAUACUGUGGGACAGAAUCAGAGAGAAUGAAAACAAAGUUCCUACUUGUGAAGAGGUAAUGCCACCUCAGUAUUUUGAGAGAUCUGCUGGGAACAGUGUUGUCGGUUCACCAUUGACACCAAGACGAAUAAAUGAGGUUCGUGCUGAAACUGGAGGCCUAGGAAAAGGCCUGUCGUCCUCUCCGACUACCCUGUAUGACAGAUACAGUUCUCCUGCCGCCAAUCCUACAAGGAGAAGACUGUUUGUUGACAACGACAACAACUCUGACAGUGGAACUCCAGUAAGAGUUUCCCAACAGCCCGUGGUAAACACCGUGCCAGUGCAGAACAUGAAUCCCGAAGCAAUGUCCGUGACUCCAGUGCCCGGCCAGACGCUGGUUACAGUGGCCACUGCCACCGUCACAGCCAAUAAUGGGCAAACUGUGACAAUACCAGUACAAGGUAUUGCCAAUGAAAAUGGAGGAAUAACUUUCUUCCCAGUGCAAGUGAACGUAGGUACGCAGCCUCAAGCUGUCUCUGGUCCCAUCCAGCCUCUCAGCGCCCAGGCGCUUGCUGGGACCCUGAACCCCCCGAUGAGCGGGGCGACGCUGCAGUUACCCGGCCAGCUAACCGUGCAGCAGAUCUCCCCCGGAGAGCAAAGACAAACCCAGCCAUUUACCACUGCCACAUCCGUCAGGCCUCGGAAGAUGGGCUCACUGUCACUCUUCUUUAGAAAGGUGUAUCAUUUAGCUAGCGUUCGUCUGAGGGAUCUCUGUGUCAAGCUCGAUGUAUCUGACGACCUGCGGAAAAAGAUCUGGACGUGUUUCGAGUAUUCCUUGGUGCACUGCCCUGAAAUCAUGAUGGACAGACAUUUGGAUCAGCUGCUGAUGUGUGCCAUCUAUGUCAUGGCUAAGGUUACUAAGGAGGACAGAUCAUUUCAGAACAUUAUGCGCUGCUAUCGGACACAACCGCAAGCCAAGAGCCAUGUGUAUCGGAGUGUCCUGAUAAAAGGCAGGAGACGCCGGUGCCGCUCUGGCAGCAGCGACAGCAAUAGCCAGCAGAACUCGCCUACAGACAGAAGUAAAGAAAGAAACAAAGAAAGAACCAGCAGAGACUCCAGCCCAGUGAUGCGCUCCAGCAGCACGCUGCCCGUACCGCACCCCAACAGCGCGCCCCCCACCCCGACCCGGCUGACAGGUGCCAACAGUGACACAGAGGAGGAAGAGCGCGGGGAUCUUAUACAAUUCUACAACAACAUCUAUAUCGAGCAGAUUAAAGAAUUUGCCCUGAAGUAUACUUCAAAUGCAACCGACUCUCCUCCGCUCUCGCCCUACCCCUUUGUGAGGAUUGGCUCCCCUCGCAGAAUCCAGCUGUCCCAGAAUCACCCAGUCUACAUCUCGCCACACAAAAACGAGUCUACUCUCUCUCCUCGAGAGAAAAUAUUCUAUUAUUUCAGCAGCAGCCCAUCUAAGAGGCUAAAGGAAAUUAACAGCAUGGUUAGAACCGGAGAAACUCCGACCAAGAAGAGAGGCAUUCUCUUAGAAGAUGGUACCGAAGCACCAGCUAAGCGGAUCUGUCAGGAGAAUCACACGGCUCUGUUAAGACGACUACAAGACGUAGCAAAUGACCGCGGGUCCCACUGAGCGCGGUGCCCCCACACAGGUAUCGACAGCCACUUGCUCUAACCCGUCAACUCGCGCUGCUUGUGUCGGGGCUCCCCCCUCGCCCUCACCUUUGGACUGGGAAGUUACUCACGCGCCACAUGUGGCAGCGCUGCACCAAGCUUCAGCGGUGUCUUGUUUUUUUUAACAGUAACCACCUCCACAAAAACAAUGACUUACAGGUAAUAUUCCAGCAAAGUCCAGUCCUGCUUGGGAAGGGAAGAUGGGAAUAACCUUUCCAAGCCCCGAAGGAAGCUGGCCGAGUGGAUCCUUUCCCUGUCCAGGAUGUGCCGUGGGCCCCUGCCAACCAUCAUGUCAUUCUGCUCCGCUGCUGGGGCGCCCUGUACAGAAGUAGGUAGCUUUGUGACGCCUUGGUUUUAGCUGUGCAAUGUUUUCAAGUGAACUCACGUUCAAAGGUGGCACUUUGGUAGGGCUGUGAAGCACCACGUGUAAGGCAGAGUAGUUUUGCUGUAUAUUUGCAAUGGCACUUUCUAAAUGUGAAUUAUUUUUUUUUUCCAAAGGCUGACUUCAGCUGUCUUUUCUGUAUUGAAGCAAUUUGAUUUUUGUAUUUAUUUUCAAAUUGACAGCCCAUAGCUCCCCUCUUCAGCAAAUGGCAUUAAGGUUUCAUUGUAGCGCGGUGCCUUUGCAGUAAGGAAUGCAGGAUGCUAGGGACGUCGGCUUUUUCCGAGGAAUUUUAUAUACUUGUAACGUUCCUGCAGCGCGCUUUUCUUGAGAGUCAGGAACUGGCCACCUCACUCAGCAGCAGGACGGUGGGGUCCAGCUCUUAAAACAUUUAUGUAGCUUUUUUACUUUGUUUGUAAAGGACAGGGCUUGCAGGGGGUUGGGUUUGUUUUUUUUAGUGGACUAAAUGAGGCAGCCUGGGAGAAAUCUCUCCCCGCUACCAGGAUAAGGAAGCGGCACGUAUAUUACUAUAGUUGUCUUAUAAAAUAGUUCCAAAAUACCAGACUUAAUAGGAAAGCAUUAAACAUACUAACACCUGGUACAGCAGGGCAGCUUACGGCUUCAGUGACACAAUGGGGAACACCGGUGGCGUUAACGGAGAACGUAGCACACGUGGAUUCCCAGAAGCUUAUAUAAGGAAACAAAAGUUAAAAGCUCUGUGUUUUUAAUCAUUCCUGCUCCUCUGAAUUAUUGGAAAACUUAGGAUUUAAUUCCACUGUCAAUUCAAUUCAUGCAACAUAAAAGCAUCUUUUGUUCUUACCUGCGUAACAAAAAGGCUGAAGUCAAGAAAUUGUGUAGAUGUCUCUGUAAAAAUAUUUAUGAAAUUGUCAGACAAUUCUUGUUACUCUGUACCAUUUACGUUACUUUGUAUGAAAAUAUUGCGAGUGUAUUUUUCAAUAAAGAACUUAUAAACUCA